Messenger RNA from Marasmius oreades (fairy-ring Marasmius), 1449 nucleotides. RefSeq lists its product as uncharacterized. Gene Ontology annotation, biological process: epoxide metabolic process. Gene Ontology annotation, molecular function: epoxide hydrolase activity. The transcript has 7 exons. Lineage: Eukaryota; Fungi; Basidiomycota; Agaricomycetes; Agaricales; Marasmiaceae. The record is from RefSeq and is a predicted model, not a curated record. Bases 140 to 1027 code for a protein of 295 amino acids.
ACUAAAUACAAUGGACUCCGUGCACGCGUUGACGUGGAUUGAGUCAAAACCAUCGAUGCUCAGCAGUCUACGCCUUUACCCGGGCUUACAUGGCGUCAUAUAAGUACUGGAACUUGGAGACCAAGUUCAAUCACAAGAAAUGACUUCUUUCAAUAUCUCUAUCCCCGAAUCAUCUCUCGCUCUGCUUAAAUCAAAACUAGAGUUAGCUCGACUCCCUGAUGAACUCGACGAAGCUGGAUGGGAUUACGGCGUGCCACUCUCGAACAUUCGAAGAUUGGUCUCGCGAUGGCUUGACGGAUACGAUUGGAGGAAGCAUGAGAAGGCUCUGAACGACGAGUUGCCCCAGUUCACGCGCGACAUCGAGGUGGAAGGGCAUGGCACACUCAAUAUUCACUAUGUUCAUAAGCGAAGCGCGGUGCAUAAUGCGAUCCCAUUGUUAUUUAUUCAUGGGUGGCCGGGAAGUUUCAUCGAAAUCAGGAAGAUUUUGCCGCUUUUAACGCAGGUCAAACCCGAUGCUCCCUCUUUCCACGUGGUCGGUUUGGGCCUCCCCGGGUUUGGGUUUUCAAAAGGGACGAAGAAGAAAGGUUUUGGUCUGGAGAAACACGCAGAGGUCGGCCAUAAGCUGAUGCUCGCCCUCGGAUAUACCGAAUAUGUAACGCAGGGCGGAGAUUGGGGUACUGGUGUUGGCCACACAAUGGGCACACUGUAUGGAGGCUCUCACAUGAAGGCCUUCCACACCAACACGCCUUUCAUUUUGAAACCACCUACUGGAGUCGAUCCAUCUACAUACACAGCUGCCGAUCGAGAAGCCCUCAAGCAGGGGCAGUCAUUCGAACAAAGAGGGCAGGGUUACUUCCAAGAACAGUCCACUCAGCCGCAAACAUUAGGCUAUAGUCUAUCGGACUCUCCGGUUGGCCUCUUAGCAUGGAUUUACGAAAAACUAGUCAAUUGGACGGACGAAUAUCCUUGGGAAGAUGAUGAAGGUCACUCUGUCCCAUCCAUCGAGGGUGUGAUGACCUUAAUCUAACAUGACUGUCGUUCAGUUCUCACUUGGGUCUCAAUUUAUUGGUUCUCUCGUGCCGGUUGCGCAGCGUCGAUAAGCAUUUAUUACGAGACUUCUUCGGGCGUUGGAGUUUACAACAGACCCAAGCUACUCGACCUGAGUAUUCCCGUUGGUUACUCCAUCUUCCCAAAAGAAUUUGGGACUGUUCCGCAAUCGUGGAUCACGGAGAAAAACUUGGUCUUCGAGGUGAGACACGAAGGCGGUGGUCAUUUUGCCGCCCAUGAGAAGCCCUUGCAAUUGGUUGACGAUUUGAGGAAGAUGUUUGGGAAAGGAGGGCCGGCGUAUCAUGUUGUCAGUGGGAAGAACGGGUAUGCUUAGAGCAACACAAGACUCGACCUCUGCUGUAACAAAACCCACGACCAAUACACUUAUUUGCCAAAAUAGCG